Messenger RNA from Mesocestoides corti, 2778 nucleotides. Lineage: Eukaryota; Metazoa; Platyhelminthes; Cestoda; Cyclophyllidea; Mesocestoididae. The record is from the annotation of a GenBank genome assembly.
AUGGGUCCGCAUCCCGUGGUGAGUUGCCGUAAUUGUGACGACGAACUGGACGGUUGUCGGUCUGAGAACAUUGUCGACGAGACCUGCCAACCAGACACGAUAGCUUGCAUGGUGGAGGUAUUCUUUGCACCGAAUUCCACAAAGUUCUUCAAUUUUCGGGCCGGGUGUUCACCGCGCGACAGCUGCCCAGAAGGCUACGAGCUUCUGAUGUGCACAGGCUUCAUUGAUGGAAUAAAGACAUGUCGGCAGUGCUGUUUUGAGAAUAACUGCCACGACCCAACUCCGGGCUCCGGUUUGCGGGUUUCAGUUAUGAAAAAACUAAUGCUAGAAACGAACAUCCAGACCAGCGAUAUCGACAGACACCUUCAACGCGAAACUGAUCUGGCUUUCGGUCGCGGUGCAACAACGGCAACACCGAAAAUGGAAGCGCCUUCCAAGGUAAGCCCGGAGACGUCACAAGGCGCUCCAGAGCCACGAAUUGUCGGCGACGCAAAACUAACAAACUCGGACUAUCCCAAAGAUGAACCCGCAAAAGUGGAGGUAGCCAACAACUAUGCCGGGGUUACGAAAGAUCCUGGAGAUUCGUCUGAUCGCGAUUCCAAAGUUUCUGUUGGGAUUUUGAUCCUUAAUAUUGUCUUGGCUAUGGUACCACCAGUACCUGGUGUCGAAUUCGAAGUUUUUAAAGCUAAUCCCUAUCUUUACGACCUCUACGAAAAAGGUUAUUUUGAAAUUUUUGAAAACGCAAUGGAUUCGGAUUCUGUGCCUGAUGAUGAGAAGAUUGCUGUUACCUUCUACUUAGCCCAACACACGAAUUUUCUCUCGAAUACGGGCUUCUCUGUUGAGUCCCUGAAAGACGUUUUGAAGUCUCUCAACGCGACACAUGCAGCCAAUUGCGGGGGCUGGAUAACAUCGACCGUUAAUACAUUAUUUUCGGCAGCCCAAAAUAAUGAUACCUUCGGUGUUAGCGACGUUCUCACGAAUAGUCUGGUGGAAGCGAACAUGUUGGAGGGUUCUGAAGAAUAUCCCAUCAUGGUCGACGUAAAUUUGGCUGACUUGAGGGGCGUUACACCGCUUCAUGUUGCAUCGGCGAAUCUGAGCUAUGAUGUUGUGAAGCUUCUUCUUUCCUACGGAGCUAAUACUAAUGCGCUUACAGUUGACGGAAUCAGCUGCCUUAGUUUCUGUGUGUGCACCUAUGUAGACAGACACCCAGUCCAAAUUGGCAGUGACAGUCACUUGAUAGAAUUAAACCGAGAUGAAAUAACUACUGAGAAGUGGUUCCGUGCAGAAAUUAGCUGGCUGCUAGGUAGCGACAAUGACAUCCACGAAGAAAUAUUGGAAGUUGAGGAAAAACACAAUCCAGAAGAAGAAAACUAUACUGAAACGGGAUUCAUGAGUCUAUUGAGAGAUUUCUGUCGACCUGGAUAUUCGCUGGCUACCAUCGCUUCAACUUUUAACAAAUACAUGUCGCCCAACGAGUUCCUGGACGCACUUAUCAAGGAGAAAGUUCCGAAGUUUGCUAGACAAACCAAAUUACGCAAAAUUGGAGGGCAGCACAGGAAGUGCCUUGUGACGAAGGCCACACAAAUAGAUCCGGAGGACUUAAAGUACCUUCGAAAGAGCAUACGGGUCAGUAGAAGACUAGAAACAGUUUUAACAUUGCUUCAAUACGGGGCUGAUCCGAAUGCUUCCAGUGUCCCCAUGACCCCGUUGAUAGCGGCUUCAAGACCAGCAGAUCUGGAGUUAACGCGACUUCUCCUUCACUUCGGUGCAGAUCCGAAUGUCCGAAUUCAGGCGAGACCGGAUACUGCGGCCGAAGUUAGUCGAUCGUUUUACGGGAAUGUGCGCGAGCUCGGAGUUAUUGGACUCACGCCGCUUCACUUCGCUGUGCUCACGCCCGGAGAAGUUGGCGUCGAAUUGACUAGAAUGCUUCUCGAUUUUGGGGCCGACCCGAAUGCAAGGGCGGAACCGGAUGAUAGCUUCCUUCCCCGGAGCCAGGCAUGUGACAAGGUGAGUCGGUCAGCAGCACACUCCAGUCCGGGUGAAGGAUCCGAGCGCUUCCCUUCUCGAUGGUGUCGAUCAUCAUCACGGUACCCACCUCACCUUGUCCGCUUUGGAGAGGUCUUUGUAAAAUCGUCGGAAGUCGACGGCGGAAGGACUGCUUUGCAUCUUGCCUGUGCGAGAAAUUACGACCUAAAGCAUUCAGCGGCCAUAGUUGAGCUCUUGAUGGAUCGGGGUGGGGACCCAAAUCUCCUCUGCAACGGACACAGCCCGCUCAGUGUUGCGAUUGCGAGCGGAAAUGACAAGAUUGUGGAGCUCCUUGUGUCCUAUCAAUUGACGAAUCUAACAAUGCGUCUAACCAAGGGACUCGGAUCAGCGCUAUGUGUGGUCUUCAAUCCAAUGUAUGAGAAUUCCCGAAACUUACAGUGUCGUCUAACAUUGUUGUCACACUUGAUUCGACGCUGUCCAAAUGGGCUCGUCAAUCAUAGAAUUGCCAUUCCGCCAGAUAACACCGAAGGUGGUAGCGUUGUCGACUACGCUUUUCAAGUCUAUUCAAGUGUUGGACCGAGCCUGUUGGAGAGACCCUUCGCUCCUGUCAAUUCUACUGAUCAUCAAGUUUUUAGUCGAGAUGAGUGCGUGGAGAACGCUCCUUCGGGUAAAAACGAUCACCCUGCUAGGCAUUACGGCUUCUACGAGAAUCGCUUCUACAUGAGAAUGGACGAAAUGGAACGCUUGCAAGCUGAAAAUUUCCCAUUCACCGGCAACUACAGUCUGAUAUAA